GUUUUGUGUCAGUAAAAUGCAAAAUUAAAAUGUUGGUGUAUAAAAAAAAAUGCUAAUAUGCGUUGGGAAAUCGCUAUAUGGUUUUAGCCUAAAUAGCCUAUAUAGAAAACGCACCACUGUAGAAAAAAGUAGAAGAUCGUCAGAUCUGUAGCCAUAACAAAAACAUAACAAAAAGGGAACACUGGAGGCCAGUUUUAUUAAGGCUGUUUAAUGAUUCAGUUCAUGUUUACCACUUAAAACUCUCCGGUUAAAACUUGGGCAAAGUGCAUUACACAACCGAGAAACCCGACAACGCGAGGUCAACCACAAGGCUAGUUUUUCCUGUCUCCGUGAGUUAUAUACUUGCAAGCAGUGCACGUUCGGUGCAUUAGUGCGGGUUUGUGUCCUAAUAACAGUUAUGCUGAACAGAUACUGCAAGCGAGGGCGUAGCUGUUUUGGUGCCGUUUCUUUGGUAAUUUUUGCUGUAAUUUGGAGGAUUACACCUGUGGUUCCUCAUCCACAAUGUUUGGAUUUCAAACCUCCGUUUCAACCUACGGAAGAACUUACUUUCUGUGUAAUGUACAAUAACUUUGGCUGCUGUGAUUCGUCUAAAGACCGGGAGUUGAUGGACAAAUUCUAUCGGAUCAUGGAUAACUUCGACUACUAUGGGUAUGCGAAAUGUGCUGGAUACAUCCAAGACAUUAUUUGUCAGGAAUGUUCUCCAUUUGCUGCACACUUAUAUGAUGCUGAAGACUCCAGCACCCCUGUAAAGACUCUGCCAGGACUUUGUGGAGACUACUGCUCAGAAUUCUGGCUGAAAUGCAGGUCGACAAUCACACUUCUCACUGGAGACCUGCAGCUUGAGAAACUUGAGCAGGACCGUGACAGAUUCUGUCAGUAUCUGGAGCUGGGUGAUCCAGACUACUGCUAUCCUCACCUGCUGGUGAAUGAGCAGCUGACAAGGAACCUGGGGCGAGUCACGGCUAAUUCUGAAGGCUGCCUCCAGCUGUGCCUGGAGGAGGUGGCGAAUGGGCUUCGGAACCCGUUGGCGAUGGUUCAUGCCAAUGAUGGCACUCACAGAUUCUUCAUUGCAGAGCAGGUGGGCCUGGUGUGGACCUACCUUCCUGACCGCUCCAGAUUAGAGAAGCCCUUCCUGAACAUCUCUGCGGCCGUGCUUACCUCACCCUGGGAGGGGGACGAAAGGGGCUUCCUGGGGCUGGUCCUGCACCCCCACUUUAAGUUUAAUGGCAAGUUGUAUGUCUAUUAUUCAGUGGAGGUGGAUUUUGAAGAGAAGAUUAGAAUCAGCGAAUUCAGAAUAUCAGCAAGUGACAUGAAUGCUGUGGACCACAGUUCGGAAAGGAUUAUUUUGGAGGUGGAUGAACCAUCAUCAAAUCAUAACGGGGGACAGCUGCUCUUUGCUGAUGAUGGAUAUUUAUAUAUCUUCACUGGCGAUGGUGGGAUGGCUGGAGAUCCUUUUGGAAAGUUUGGAAAUUCUCAGAACAAGUCAGCCUUGCUGGGUAAAGUGCUCCGAAUUGAUGUUGAUAACAAUGACCGGGGACCGCUUUACACAAUACCUCCUGAUAACCCCUUCAUCCACGAACCCCAGGCCCGGCCUGAAAUCUAUGCAUAUGGUGUGCGCAACAUGUGGAGGUGUUCUGUGGACCGCGGAGACCCUGUCACCAGAGAGGGCAAAGGGAGGAUUUUCUGUGGGGAUGUCGGACAGAAUAAGUAUGAGGAAGUGGACAUCAUUGAAAAGGGGAAGAAUUAUGGUUGGAGAGCAAAAGAAGGAUUCUCCUGUUAUGACAAAAAACUCUGUGCCAAUAGCUCAUUAGAUGAUGUUCUUCCCAUAUAUGCCUAUCCUCACAAAAUGGGCAAAUCAGUUACUGGGGGAUAUGUCUACAGAGGGUGUGAGUACCCUAACAUGAACGGGAUGUACAUAUUUGGAGACUUCAUGAGUGGGCGUCUAAUGAUAUUACAAGAGAACAAGAGGACAAGGCAGUGGGACUACAAUGAAAUCUGUAUGGGUACUGGACAAACAUGCAUGUUUCCAGGACUGAUCAAUAACUAUUAUCAGUAUGUCAUUUCCUUUGCUGAAGACGAGGCAGGAGAACUGUAUUUCAUGUCCACUGGAAUUCCCAGUGCAACAUCAUAUUCUGGUGUAGUGUACAAACUGGUAGACCCAUCACGUCGCGCACCGCCAAGAAAAUGUCACUACGACCCUCUACCAGUUAAAGUUAAAAGCAGACUCAUAAACUUUGUGCCAAAGGAAAAACUAGUAGUGGAGUCUGCCAAGCGUCCAAAAGCUAAAGCCACCAACGCACCUGUGAGACGCCCUCCAAGGGCAACAGAGGUACCUCAGCCUGCAACCCCUGACUGGCUGGAGGAAUUUAUGCAGAUUCUGAGGAACCAACAAGAAACAACAACAGCAACCCCAACAACCACAAAACCUGCAAAGACGAGGAAAGGAAGCAGAGAGAAGGGAAGGCAGGGGCGUAGAAGAAAAGGCCACCGCCAGUUAGAGUCAGCCAUCCGGAACGGAACACUGCGACUGGCGAAUAAGGAGGGCAGGCACAACCAAGGCAGGGUGGAGAUCUACAUUCAAAACGAAUGGGGGACGGUCUGCGAUGACCUUUGGAACAUAAAGGCAGCGGCCGUGGUCUGUCGCCAGCUAGGGUUUCUUUAUGUUGUUCGGGCUUCCAAGAAGGCACAGUUUGGAGAGGGGAAACACUUGAGAAUUUUAUUAGACGACGUACAGUGUGAAGGGUAUGAGGAUAGCCUUUUGGAUUGCAAGCACGCGGAAAUAGGGAAACACAACUGUGAUCACAGUGAGGAUGCAGGGGUUAUAUGUGGGAAUGACGAAUAUGGAGAAUAUUAGGGAGGCCAGGUAUAGUUUAAACAAGUACAACCUCAAUUUACAUGUCUCUGGAUGUUGGAUGUGCCUCUGUUCUUCAGUGUUGAUCCCUGACACUUUAGUGUGUCAGCAAUUCAUAUGUGAUAACAAAUUAAAUAGCAUGAACUGAAUUAAUACUUAAUUCAUAUACCAGUAUUAACCUCUGACUUUAAUUGAUUGUGAACAGGUAUUUAAAUGUAAAGUGCAGACUGUAAAUCAGUGUUAUUGAUUCCAAUUACAGUAUUUGUCAAUUCACAUGCUAAAUAAAUCCUUGGUUUUUGUGA
This is a messenger RNA of Polyodon spathula (Mississippi paddlefish), 3153 nucleotides long. Its product is annotated as HHIP-like protein 1. Bases 398 to 2854 code for a protein of 818 amino acids. Gene Ontology annotation, cellular component: membrane. The transcript is spliced from 9 exons. The record is from RefSeq and is a predicted model, not a curated record. NCBI's taxonomy places the organism in Eukaryota, Metazoa, Chordata, Actinopteri, Acipenseriformes, Polyodontidae.